AGGGAUUCCGAGUCAGGGCAAAGUGGCAGAGCAUGCAUGUGAUCAAGACUUUUUGUUGCGAGUAUCACCACGGUCACAAGAAGCCUUGUACAUGAGUUGGGAGUGAUUGACAGCAAUAAAGAUCAGUCCAGACCACAAAAGUAUCAGAGCAGGCAAAUAAUUCACCUACAAUGACGACCAACGACGAAAGCGUCCCCAAUACCAAUACCAACAGAAUCAAGGGACCCAAGGUUUGGCUCGUGACCGGCUGCUCAACUGGUCUUGGAAAAUGUCUAGUCUCGGCGAUUCUAGCGAGAGGUGACAAGGUCAUUGCCACAGCUCGAAAACUCUCCGCCCUAGAGGAAUUGAAUGGCCUCGACCACGUGAAAAUACUUUCACUGGACGUCACAUCACCACAGAGCGUGCUUGACUCAAAAGUCCGAGAAGCCUGUUCGCUCUUUGGAAGAGUUGACGUUCUGGUAAACAACGCAGGUUAUGUCGAGUCCGGUGUUUGGGAAGAACUCGAUCACGAAAAUACCGUACGCGGGUUCGAGACCAACUUCUUUGGAGCCAUGAAAGUCACUCGAGCUAUUCUCCCCUUUAUGCGAUCUCAAAGGUUCGGUACCAUAAUGUUUAUGGGAAGCAUUGCAGGAUGGUAUAGCGCAGCAGCAGGUGGACUCUAUGCUUCAUCGAAAUGUGCGCUAGAAGGGGCUGCUGAAUCGUUAUCGAGAGAGGUUCAAAACCUCGGCAUCCGAACGCAUAUCUUUAUAAUUGGCCGCUUUCGCACAGGCAUUCUCGGUGAAAAGAGCAAGAACGACAAGUUGAGUACCCAGCAAGGCAUAGCAGACUAUAUAGACGCAAAGAACUCCCUGGCGCAAAGUCUAGCUGCUUCGCACGGCAAUCAGCCAGGCGAUCCUGUGAGAGCCGCGGAGAAGAUUGUCGAUAUUGGAAGAAUGGAGAACCUUACUUCGAGCCAGGCAGAAAGCUUGCCAUUACGUAUUCCUCUAGGGGCGGAGGCAGCGGAGGUGAUGAGACAGAAAUCUUUGGACACUCUUGCCCUUCUUGAUACGUGGUCUCAGUUUAGCGCAGAGGCAGAUUUUGAAAAUGCUGAAAGAUUGCCUGCGUUCUAUUCAUAACGAAAUAAGGCGAACCUGAAUAUAUCUCAUUAUCUGUUAUAUUUAACCUCCAACUCUUAGAGUGUGCAUCUAAUUAUCAAGGC
Messenger RNA from Fusarium redolens, 1198 nucleotides. RefSeq lists its product as uncharacterized. Bases 171 to 1115 code for a protein of 314 amino acids. The transcript is spliced from 3 exons. The record is from RefSeq and is a predicted model, not a curated record. NCBI's taxonomy places the organism in Eukaryota, Fungi, Ascomycota, Sordariomycetes, Hypocreales, Nectriaceae.